AGGGAAGGUAGUGACACGUGUCAAUCAACCCCCCUCCGGGGGGCGCGCGCUCCGGGGCUCGCGCCGAGGGCUCGCGCCCCUGCCUCGUGCCUGCGCCGCUCGUAUGUAAAUGAGGGCGCGUGACGCGGGACGCAGAUGGACAAGGGAAGGGAGAGAAUGGCCGCUGCCGCCGCCGCCGCCGCUGCCGCCGCCGCUCAGUGCCGGAGCCCUCGGUGCGCGGCGGAGAGGAGAGGAUUCCGGCGGGAACUCGACUCCUGGCGCCACCGCCUCAUGCACUGUGUAGGUUUUGAGAGUAUCUUAGAAGGGCUUUAUGGACCACGGCUACGAAGAGACCUCAGUUUAUUUGAAGACUGUGAACCAGAAGAGCUGACUGACUGGUCUAUGGAUGAAAAAUGUUCAUUUUGCAACUUACAGAGAGAAGCAGUCAGUGAUUGUAUGCCAUCACUUGAUUCUUCACAGUCAACGCCAACAGAGGAGCUAUCAUCUCAGGGCCAGUCCAACACUGAUAAGAUUGAAUGCCAAGCAGAAAAUUACCUAAAUGCACUCUUUCGAAAGAAAGAUCUUCCUCAGAACUGUGAUCCUAACAUUCCCCUAGUUGCUCAGGAAUUAAUGAAAAAGAUGAUACGUCAGUUUGCAAUUGAGUACAUUUCAAAAAGUGGUAAAAUCCAAGAGAAUAGAAAUGGUUCAAUUGGACCAAGUCUCAUAUGUAAAAGUAUCCAAAUGAAUCAAGCAGAAAACUCCCUUCAGGAAGAGCAGGAAGGCCCCUUAGACCUCACUGUGAAUCGAAUGCAAGAACAAAGUACUCAGCAAGGGGAUGGAGUGUUAGAUCUCUCUACCAAGAAAACCAGCAUAAAAUCUGAAGAGUCAUCCAUAUGUGAUCCUUCUUCUGAAAAUUCAAUGGCUGGUUCAACUGUUGAUGCAAAAUCAGAGGAAGCUACUAAAAUGGAAAAAGGAAAAUCAGCAUUAAGCAAAGUUUUGGAAUCUUUGUGCAGACAUCAUCAGCAACAAGUUUUGGCUAUGUUGAGAUUUCUAGUCCAAGAGCAGAGUGCUGCCUCUCUUUGCUGUUGUAAUGCGUCAUGUGCUGUUUCUUCAGAAUCUCAAAAGCCCCUCUUUGAAGAUGAUUUACAUGGUGUGUUCUGUAGUUGUGAAUAUAGACUGGCAGAAAGAGGGUGUUUACAAAAUGAAAGACAAACCUCUGGCUUAGUGCCUCUGCCAGCCUGUAUUAAAAAAUUACAUUGUUUAUCUUGCCAAACUGUAACUAUUGAGCACAUUAAGACAGUCAUGACUAGAGGAAUUUCAAACAGUCAUCAUUCACCCAGGUACUGUUCUGGACUGUUACCAAACAUUCACUCUACAAAAUCAGCCUAUCAUUGUCCUCGUUCAUCAAGGGAGGUGUGUGAGCUUCCAGCCAGUCUUAAAGAUGAUUGUAGAUCUCGAAGUCCCUCACCCCCACCAUUAUCACCUGUACAGACUGAAGGAUUUGAAAAAUUGAAAGAUGUCCUCUCAGAGCUGUCAGCCUUAGAAAAUAGCAAACUUGAAACUAACACUAACCAGCCUCCAUCUCUAACACCAGCAGAAAUAAGCAGUAACAAGGGUGAUCACGAAGGCAAAACUCUUAAAGCCAAGAAAUCAAGUAACUCUGAUUCUGUCUUCUUGAAUACCAGCAAUAAUUAUACUAUAAACCAGGAAAAGGGUGAAACUGCUGUAAUUUUUCAAGAUUUAAUGGAUCGUAUUAAUGAAAAAUUAAAAUCAAUAGAAACUACGGAUGUAGCAAACCUUGUAAAAUUAUCGAACAGUGAUUAUAAUACAGAUAAUGAUUUGAAAUUGGGAGAUUUAAUCACAUCUCUCUUGCAUAAUGCCAAGGCCAGUGAUUAUAGUUUUAUGGAAUUACUAAAUCAACAUGAUAAAAAGGUAGAAAAUAAAAUCAUUCAGACAAGAUUUCGAAAGCGUCAACAGACCUUAUUUGCAAUGCACAACUCUCCUGAUUCACCCACGAUCAGGAGGCAGUCUUUACAGAUAAAAAGAGAACUUGCUAGUUUAGAUGAAAAUUUUACAAGAAAAAGGUACACGGAAAAAUUUUCAAGAAAACUGUUAUGCAAUAAUGAGAUGGUUUCAUCAAAUAAAGAACUCCAUCAUUGUCAAGAGAGUUCUUUCCAGAAUUCUCAAAGUUUUCAAGAUAAAAAUCUUGCAGGAACAUUGUUUUCCCCAAAUUAUUCUGUAGAGUCAUUGCAAGAGCCUCUUCAUAGUUUAGAAACUAACCUUGCUUGUGAUGAGUUUUCAGAAAAUGUUAAAACAACUUCACCUGAGAAAAGGAGCAUAGGAAAAUCACAAGAGAAAUCUAGAGCUGGAAGAAAAACUUUGCAAAAUAAGAAUGAGAAUCUAAAACUAGAGAAUAUGCAAACACCUUUGAGAAAUGAUGCUUCUGGGCUUCUGAGCAGAACUAAGAGAAAUAUUGUGCCUCCAGGGUGGUAUUCUAUAUAUGUUACCAAUAAUUGUGUUUCUAAAAAAUCCCUGAAGGCUAAAGGAAUAUCAGAAUCCAGACAAAAUAAAGACCCAAUAAAAAGUAUUCAGAUUGAAAGCUCACAAAAUAUAGACCUAAACAAAAUUGCAAUGAGUUCCAAUUUACAGGUUCUUGUGGAGCGUUUGGAAGAUACAAUAAGUAUGGCCCAUCGGUCUUGGAAUAAUCAGCCCUUAUCAGAAGGAUUUAAAGCACCCAAGAAAUUGAUAGGAAUGGAUGGUAAAGACAAACAUACUGGGGAAAAUAUGACUCUUACUUUAAGUAGAGUGAUACACAAAGAAGAGAGCUUAUCAGAAUCUGUGAUGGCAUCUAGCAAUAUCACAAAAAGUCACCAGAUGCCUACAAUAGAUGUGGAUAACAAAAGACUAGAUAAUCUGAAACAGACAACUGUUUUAGAGUCGGGUAGCAUGACUUCGAGUGUGGAAAGUGUACCAAUAAAAUGUGCAAGUAUUGAAAGUUCUCCUUGUUCUAACUAUUCUAGUCCUAUCAAACUCAUGUUUUUAUCUGAAGUUAAAAGUAGUGAAGGAGUCAAAUACACUUUAACUUCAGUUGGUACUUCAGGAUGGAAUAGUGAUCUUCCUCUUGAAAAACGUGCAGCCCAUCGUGUAACUGGACGAAAAACAGAAGUGAGUGAGGUUAGGCCAAAUGCCAACUUUGAACAUUGCAAUUCUAGUCAUGAUACUGAUAGUCUUCAAAGAGAAUUAAACAGUUGUGCAAAAGAAACUGCAGAGUCAUCUGCUGUGUUUACAGAUGGUUUGAAUAAUGAUAAGCCACAGGAGGAACCUAAGGAAAAUUCAAGUGGUGCUGUUGAUUCAUCUUUUAAAAGGAAACCAGGCAGACCUAAAAAGAUAGGUCCCCAAAUUGUGAAACAGAUUAAACGGCCAAUUGGAAGACCACCAAAACCAAAGACUGAUCAAAAAGAUGUCGCCAUUUGCCCAAAUGAAUCCUUUAAUGGUGGAAGAAAAAGCCCAGAGUCUCUCUUAUCGGAAGGAAAAGAAGGUGUUUAUAAAAAAUCGAUUACAGUAACUGUUAUUUAUGGAAGGUCAAGAAGAAGUAAAAGGCAUGUUUCUGAAGGAAGUAUAAACAUUAACAAUGUUAUGUCAUUGAGUAAUAAUGUUUCUGGUUUGCCCCUUGUCUCUAAUAAUCUCAGCAAUAGCAAAGGGCACCGAAUAGAUUCAGAUGAAGGAGCAAAUGCUAUGUCUGGCUUUACCACUGAAAGUGAGACCUUGGAGUCUGGCUUUGAAUAUGUUAGACCUCUCAAGGACAAAUCUGUAAUACCCCAGACUUCUAAGAUCAUCAUUCGACCAAAUCAGAAGCCUUUGGCAAUAAUCAGGAAGCCUGGUAGACCUGCAAAAGUGAAAAUCUCAGGCAUAUCUGUGACUAUUAGUAGAAUUUCACCUCAGGAAAGAGAAGUAAGUAUGAGCAGCUGUUUACCUCCUUUAGAGCAGGAGAAUAUGUUAGGAAAAUGUGUGCCUGAAGAAAAGCAUGGCCAGCAUUGCAAUAAGGUGGAUAAAUCAAGGCACACCGAAGUGGACUCACUUAAGAAUGAGUCCAAAUGUGUAGUUAAUGCAGUACCUUUGAGACAUUCUGUUAGAGAUAGAAAACCAUCUCUGCAUUUCUUACAUUCAUUAGCAUCUUCUAGGUCAUUUAUCUACAGAAAUUCUCUGCUCCAUAAAUCAUAUAAGCUCCACUUGCAGAAAGGCAAAAGGCAGAAGAAAAAACAUAGGCAAUCAAGGAUAAAAAUAACUUCCAAAGAUACUCCAGGAACUAGACGUUCAAGGAAUGCAAAAAGGUGUUUGGAAGAUAACAAAUUAGUACCUGUUUCGGAUGUUUCCUUGGACCCUAUAAUUUCAUCAAACUCUUUACUCCGAUGGUGGGCCACUUCUACUUCAAAUGACUCUUUACUAGAAGAAUUAAAUAAUAGAUUUGAGCAAAUAACAAAUGCGUGGGUGCAAGUGAAUGGAGACGAAGCUAGAAACUUUGCUCACAAAACCAGAUACAUUGAAAAGGAUCAUUUUGAAAUAGCUAACCCUUUGGAAACUUGUGUUUUAGAACUUGAAGUUUCACCUGUAAAAAUGCUUUUUCAGAAAAAAUAUGACUUGAAUGAACUCUGUACAUGGUUUAUGCAAACAACAGAAACACAGUCUCUUUCACUAGUUAGAAAGGCAAAUGCUCGAAACCCUUUGGAAGUAAUAAAUACCAAGGGAAUAAAAUUAGGGACCAAAUACUGUGAUUUUAAUAGCAGUCCCUUCAGGAAGCACUUUAAAAAAUUUGCCCUCUCUUCUCCUUCAAAAGCAGUUGGGAAGUUACACAUACUGCAUAAAAUGGUUAGCUCUCCACUUUUAGAUGUAAAAAGUAAUUUAACACUUACUAGAUUGAAAAGGACUGAGUUUAAAAGGUUGCACCAUGAAAAAUGGAGAAGAGAGGGAAAAGCACACAACCGGGAAACAGCUGAUAGGAACUCUAGAAGGAGAAACUUGAGAUUUUCCUGCCAGAGUCAGUUUUUGGAUAAGACUACAGGGAGAACAAAUCCUGACAUUCCACUUUGUGGAAAAGGCACAAUAGAUAACCAGUGUAUUUUACCACCUCCUGAGAGCAAGGAUAACUUUUUGCAAAACACAGCAGCAAGGCCUGACUUAACACAUGCUAGUUUACAGAAUAAAUUUAACUCUGAAGCAAAAGAGAAAGGAACAAAUGCGAUCCAAAAAGAGUUUGUUUGUCCCAAUAAUUGGAGGUCAAAAACCUUACGAGACUGUCGAAUCUUUUUGAGGAAGAUCAACUGUCUUGAACACAGAAAUACUUUAAAGUUAAAUACAAUCAUUUGCUCUCCUGAGACUGUCGACAGUGGAAGUAAUCAUCAGACACAUACAGAAGAAUUGCGUUUUACCCUAAGAUCUCAUUCUGCCAGGCAAAAUUCUCUUGGGAAGCAAACUAAAGAGCUAGAAAAUGCUCAAGCAAAAAGACCUUCAGCUGAUAAAGUUGCUAAAGAACUUGGCAAUAAUCAGUUAAGUAACUGUGCUAACCUUGACAGGAAUCCUUCUGGUAGUUCGGAAAUGCAUAGCAAAUUGAACAAAAGGAAAAGACCACCAUGGAAGACCACAGAGAUGUCUACAAAAAGACAUAAACGGCAGUCUUGCAACAGCGGACAAAUGGCAAACUGUAUUUCAAAAUCCCAUGUAGGUCAUACUGACAUGACAUUGGACCCAAGACGACUGUUUACCUAUGAGAAUCUGAACACCGGGGUAGCUGGUGUAGCCACUUCCUUCACUGCUUAUUUAAUGGGUACUGACAGCACAGGAGAUUUACACAGAGUGCUUCCUGUUGACUGAUUACUCCCUUGCCAUCAGAGAGUGCCAAUUUACCUUUGGAAAUGUAAGGACAUUUAUCAUAUGGAUUCAUUCUUUUACAUUGUAUAUCUUAGGAUAUCUUUUGGGGAGGUUGUUGUUGGCUUUGUUACCCUUUGUUUUCCCCCUUGGUGGUACUAGGGUUUGAAUUCAAGUCCUUGAGCUUGAUAGACAGCAUUUUGCCACUUGAGCCACACUUCCAGCCCCACUUUUUU
Molecule: messenger RNA, 6077 nt
Organism: Perognathus longimembris pacificus (Pacific pocket mouse)
Lineage: Eukaryota; Metazoa; Chordata; Mammalia; Rodentia; Heteromyidae
Gene: Lcorl
Product: ligand dependent nuclear receptor corepressor like
Exons: 8
Coding region: 136-5847 (1903 amino acids)
Biological process (GO): regulation of transcription by RNA polymerase II
Cellular component (GO): nucleus
Molecular function (GO): DNA binding
Source: RefSeq, a predicted model, not a curated record